Molecule: messenger RNA, 1809 nt
Organism: Carica papaya (papaya)
Lineage: Eukaryota; Viridiplantae; Streptophyta; Magnoliopsida; Brassicales; Caricaceae
Product: Plant invertase/pectin methylesterase inhibitor superfamily
Biological process (GO): cell wall modification
Molecular function (GO): enzyme inhibitor activity; pectinesterase activity
Source: RefSeq, a predicted model, not a curated record
UUUCUUUGUUUAUAGAGCAUGGUGGGAUUCCUACAAUUCCUUAGUGAGUGAAAUAUGACAACAAUGCGGUGUAUGAUGUUUUGGUUAUUGGUGAGUUUACCCUUUUGGGGGACCUCAUCACUGCCAAUAAACCCAAAACAUAUAGAAACACAAUGCAAAUUUGCUACAUACCCUCCCCUCUGCCUUCAAACAUUGAAUCAAUUCGGAUUAACCCACAUAGAUGAUGUUGUCUCUGCUCUUGUUAACAAGACUAUCUUGGAAACCAAAUUGCCCUCUUCGUAUUUCUUCGCCAAGUUCAGUUCUCAGCUCGUCUUUAACCAGCAUCGACACUUUCAAGAUGUAACAGAUUACUGUGAAACUCUUGCGAGCAUGUCUCUGAAACGGCUAGAUCAAUCGCUGUCGGCCAUUAAAAUUCAUGGAAGCAAAAAGAAGCAUGAUAUCCAAACAUGGAUAAGUGCCGCCAUAACUUUCCAACAAUCUUGUAAGGAUUCCGUAGAUAGUCUGAGUCUCGCCGACACUGCCACGGCCCAUCAGAUAUCUCGCAAAAUGGAUUAUCUGAGUCGACUGAGUAGUAAUGCUUUGUCCAUGGCGAACAGGAUGAGUAGGAUAAUUAAUAAUAAUAAUAAUUAUAGUGAUGGAGGAAAAUUUCCAAGGUGGGUAUCGGGUAGAGACCGAAAUCUACUCGAGGCAAACACUGUGAAGGCGAACGUGGUUGUUGCCAAAGAUGGAACGGGAAACUUUCAGACGGUGAAAGAGGCCAUGGAUGCGGCUGAUGGGAAAAAAAGGUUUGUGAUUUACGUGAAAGCAGGAGUUUAUAAGGAGAAAAUUCACAGUAAUAAAGACGGGAUUACUUUGAUCGGAGAUGGUAAAUAUUCCACCAUCAUUGUCGGUGAUGAUAGUGUUGCUGGAGGUUCCACCAUGCCAGGCUCUGCAACUAUUACAAUGACAGGGGAUGGAUUCAUAGCCCGCGACAUUGGGUUUCAGAACACAGCAGGGCCACAAGGAGAGCAAGCUUUAGCUCUAAACAUAGCUUCUGAUCACUCUGUUCUUUACAGGUGCAGCAUUGCGGGUUACCAGGAUACUCUCUACGCACACGCUCUCCGUCAAUUCUACAGAGAAUGCGACAUCUACGGCACCGUCGAUUUCAUUUUCGGAAACGCCGCCGCGGUUUUCCAAAACUGCUACUUGGUUCUUCGUCUUCCUCGGAAAAAAGGCUACAACGUUAUUCUAGCAAACGGAAGAUCCGACCCGGGACAGAACACGGGUUUCUCUGUUCACAACUGCAGAAUCGUACCCAGCUCCGAAUUUUCUCCGGUAAAACAUAAAUACGAAUCGUAUCUUGGGCGGCCAUGGAUGAAGUAUUCAAGGUCGGUUGUGAUGGCAUCCAUCAUAGACGAUGCAAUUGCAGGUAAAGGGUGGAUUGAGUGGCCGGGAGAAAAGAGUUAUAUAAGCAGUUUGUAUUUUGCAGAGUACUCGAAUUCAGGACCAGGAGCAGGAACUUCCGGUAGGGUUAGGUGGCCGGGUUUUCAUGUUAUUGGAGAUGAAGAAGCUGUCAAGUUUACCGUUGGGAACUUCAUUUCCGGCAGUUCAUGGCUGCCUUCUACCGGCGUGAAAUUCGUCUCCGGCCUGCAGUGAACGAGUACUGUAGAUUCUGGGAUAAAUAAAUUUGGGAUGAAAUGAUAAAAGGAGUAUAUAGUACGGUGUAUAAUUUGAUUGCAGUCGUAUUGCUUUAAAAUCCACGUGUAUAUGAUAAGAUAUAUCAGAAAGAGUAGAGAAAAAUUAGGAAGCUCAGGAGAAGAGAAGAGAAGA